AAUCAUCAUCUCUCCUCUCACUUUCAUAACCCCUCCCUACUGGUCGUUAUAGUUUCAGUACCAGUCGCCGGAGCACAUUUCAUUCUACACUCCGACACUGAGACUGAGACAGAACAAUGGCGGCCUCAGUACACGCCGCGGCUACGCUUAUCCAGCCUUCUAAGUUGGCCGUCUCCGCAAGGACCGCCAACUCCCAACUCAGAUCUUCUCAGAGCGUUUCUAAAGCUUUUGGCGUUGAAUCUGCCGGAGCUAGACUCACCUGCUCUCUCCACUCCGAUCUCAAAGACGUUGCUCGUAAGUUCUCCGAUGCCGCCAAGAUCGCUGGCUUCGCUCUUGCCACUUCCGCUCUUGUCGUUUCGGGAGCCGGUGCGGAAGGAGUACCAAAGAGACUCACCUUUGAUGAAAUCCAGAGCAAGACAUACCUUGAAGUAAAGGGAACUGGAACAGCAAACCAGUGCCCAACCAUUGAUGGAGGAGUUGAUUCAUUUGCCUUCAAAUCUGGCAAAUACCAAGCCAAAAAGUUCUGUCUGGAGCCCACUUCUUUCACUGUCAAGGCAGAGGGAGUGAACAAGAACUCCCCACCAGAAUUCCAAAACACCAAGCUCAUGACUCGCCUAACUUACACCCUAGACGAGAUUGAAGGACCCUUUGAAGUGAGUGAUGAUGGUUCCAUCAAGUUUGAGGAGAAGGAUGGAAUUGACUAUGCUGCUGUCACUGUUCAGCUGCCUGGAGGCGAGCGUGUUCCUUUCCUCUUCACCAUCAAACAGUUGGUGGCCUCUGGAAAGCCAGAUAGCUUUGGAGGAGACUUCUUGGUGCCAUCAUACCGUGGCUCCUCCUUCUUGGACCCAAAGGGAAGAGGAGGUUCGACUGGUUAUGACAAUGCGGUGGCAUUGCCGGCUGGUGGAAGAGGUGAUGAAGAAGAACUUGCUAAAGAAAACAACAAGAAUGCUUCAUCUUCAAUAGGGAAAAUCACUUUGAGUGUGACCAAGAGCAGGCCUGAGACUGGUGAAGUUAUUGGUGUGUUUGAGAGCGUUCAGCCAUCUGAUACUGAUUUGGGAGCAAAAGCUCCAAAGGAUGUGAAGAUCCAGGGUGUCUGGUACGCUCAGCUUGAAUCUUAGACCCCUUUCUUUCUUUGUUUUAUGAUUUGCAUAUAGUGUCGUUGUCAGUUUAUUAAGAGAGUUGCUAAACUUUCUUCGAGAGAAACGCUAGAAGGGGUUCUAUUUUAUUCCAGUUUGCAUAUAAAAUCUUUGUGCCUUUCAUUCA
This is a messenger RNA of Cucurbita moschata (crookneck pumpkin), 1263 nucleotides long. RefSeq names its product oxygen-evolving enhancer protein 1, chloroplastic-like. NCBI's taxonomy places the organism in Eukaryota, Viridiplantae, Streptophyta, Magnoliopsida, Cucurbitales, Cucurbitaceae. Bases 117 to 1118 code for a protein of 333 amino acids. The transcript is spliced from 2 exons. Gene Ontology annotation, cellular component: photosystem II oxygen evolving complex. Gene Ontology annotation, biological process: photosystem II stabilization; photosystem II assembly. Gene Ontology annotation, molecular function: oxygen evolving activity. The record is from RefSeq and is a predicted model, not a curated record.